CAUCGCAAUUGCAAAUAACAAAAGCUUGAAAAGAAGUCCAUGUACAAUGACAAGUGUGGACGAGCUUUUCAAGAAAUCAGGCGCUUCUUCAUCGACGAAACGCAAGCUCGAAGUGUCUCACGAUCCGAGUCAAUACUACAAAUCUGCCAAACAUAGCGCAAACGGUGAUGCGACCAGCAGUCGUGGUCACGAAGCUACGGUAGAAGAUGGUGAAGAGGAUGAUGAUGUAGAAGCCGGUCCUUCGUUACCUCCUGAAGGGGAUGAUGGUGGGGAUUAUGGGCCUGUGGAAGAAGAUGACGAAGAGGGUCGGUUUUUUGGCGGCGGCGUCGACUCAUCUGCCGCGGCAGCGCUCGACUACCUUGACGAAAGGGAGAAGGAGGACAAGUUUGUCGAAGAAGUAUACGACGUAAAGUGGAUACGACAACUGGGUAUCAAGCUUGAGCGCACCAUAAACAAGAACCAAGAGCUGCGGUCCAAGUUCGAGAACGACCCAGCUAAAUUCAUGGCUUCCGAGGCAGACCUAGACGAUCAAAUCAAGGGGCUAAGUAUUCUGUCUGAGCAUCCAGAGCUAUACGCUGAGUUUGCGGAGCAAGGCUGCGUGGCGAGUUUGGUGGGAUUGCUGUCGCAUGAGAAUGCAGACAUUGCCAUCGACGCUAUUGAGGCCAUAUCUGAGCUCAUAGACGAGGACGUUCAAGCAACAGAGGAGCAAUGGAACGCAUUUGUAGAGGCAGCGCUAGAGGCCGAUUUACUCGAUUUACUCUCCUCGAACUUCAGUCGGCUUGAUGAAGGCCAGGAGGCGGAUCGCACUGGCAUCUACAACGCACUCAGCAUACUGGAGUCCUUGGCAAGCAAUGUUACAACAGCAGAGAAGGUGGGAAAGGAGACUCAAAUAACGAGCUGGCUGCUUCAGCGGAUACAAAGAGCGGAGGCGCGCAUCGGACAGAAUAAAUUAUAUGCUGCCGAAGUGCUCUCUAUACUUCUUCAAUCUUCCCCGGCCAAUUGCAUCAAACUCAUAGAAGCAGAUGCAGUGAAUACUAUUCUGGAACUACUCGCACCGUACAGGCGACGCGACCCCGACAAUGAUACUGAAGAGGAGGAAUUUAUCGAGAAUCUCUUUGAUGCGUUGAUCUGUCUCGUUGACACUGCAGAAGGCAAGGCUAAAUUCAUCGCUGCUGAGGGCGUGGAGUUGAUCCUGAUCAUGCUGCGGGAAGGCAAAAUGACGAAGUCACGCGCUCUUCGCGUCCUUGAUCAUGUAACAGGUGGUGCGAGCGGAGGAGAGGUAUGCGUGAGGCUGGUCGAAAAACAGGGGCUGAAAACAUUAUUUGGCAUGUUCAUGAAGAAUCCCGACAAUGCAACUACAGAGCAUCUGCUCGGUAUCUUUGCGUCCAUGCUUCGCACCCUCCCGGGUGACUCAGCAGAACGAAUUCGCCUGCUCGCUAAGUUCAUGGAGAAAGACUACGAAAAGAUCAGCAAACUUGUCAACAUUCGACGCCGCUAUUCCGAAAAGCUGCGCAGAGUCGAAGAGCAUAUUAAGAAGGAACAGGAGGCAUUGCCUAAAGAGGAUCAAGAAUACAUGGUUGGCGAGUGGUUCUCUAGGCGUCUGGAUGCUGGUCUAUUUAUAAUGCAAACGGUGGAUACGAUCCUGGCAUGGCUCAUCGCUGAGGAUGGCGGAGCGAAAAAGCGCAUAAUCCAGCUGCUGAAGGAAGCAGAUGGAUCAUUAACAGACGUCAAGAAUACUUUGCAAGACCAGAUUGACGGUGUAACGGACGAGGGGGAGGAGGCUCAGGCAUUUAAAGAAAUGCUCAGCACAUUGGUGGAAUUUGUACAGGAAUAGGACUCUCAGAGCACGUAGAUGCAAUUCGUUAUCUCAAGCAUAUCUGUUAC
Messenger RNA from Verruconis gallopava, 1884 nucleotides. RefSeq lists its product as uncharacterized. The coding region runs from base 47 to 1834 and encodes 595 amino acids. The record is from RefSeq and is a predicted model, not a curated record. NCBI's taxonomy places the organism in Eukaryota, Fungi, Ascomycota, Dothideomycetes, Venturiales, Sympoventuriaceae. The transcript has a single exon. Gene Ontology annotation, cellular component: spliceosomal complex.